Molecule: messenger RNA, 2342 nt
Organism: Nematostella vectensis (starlet sea anemone)
Lineage: Eukaryota; Metazoa; Cnidaria; Anthozoa; Actiniaria; Edwardsiidae
Exons: 1
Coding region: 1106-1900 (264 amino acids)
Source: RefSeq, a predicted model, not a curated record
AAAUCACAAAAUUUAUGCAAUAUGUUUGGUUCCCGGGAAUGAUUCGUUUUAAUUUCAAAUGACACAAAAGACAUGUAUUUUAAUCAAUCACAAAGUAAAGCUUAACUAAAGAAUGCUCGUACCUGUGAUUGCUUCUACUGGUUUCACUUCAAAGAAAUUGAUUGUACACAUAGAUAACUACACUAUAAAUCAAUUUGUUUGUGUUUUGCAUAGUACAAACUAUUCAAUAAUAGGUUUAGAAUUCAAAGCAAGGUUAUUAGUUGUACAGGGUGCAAUGUACCCGUUCAUCAGCAAUGCAAGAUAAGAGGCCAUUCGUUUGUACGAGCAGCCUUUACAUGUAGAUGUAGCUGCGGCUUUACUCGGCGGAACAAACCCUGAAAGCGAAUUUUCCUAUGCUAGCAGAUGCCUUUUUCUUUGAUUUUUGCCAAUCGCCAGCCCAGCGAAAUACAAAGAAAAGAAGCUGGAAACGGCGUUUGAAAUCACUUUAUCAGCCGCCAUUUUGUUGUUCCAAGCAGCUAAGGGCAAGUAGAAAAAGGCAUAGUUAAAUCGCCCUAUCAACAAUUCCUUUAGGAUAUGGUUAGCCAAAUACCAGCCUAUAUUCUUAGAUGAAUAUUUUGUAUAGUUUCAUCAGUAAAUAUGCAAAUAAUGCAAAGGAAGGCAAAACUAAAUGAGAGGCUGAGAGAAGCCAUGUUAGAGAAAACCCUCGGUUUCAUGCACCACCACCAGCCUUAAGUUGUUUUGCUGGCAAAUUAAAGUCUAAUUCAAAGCCCCUAAUAGCGCUUUUGUCUAACGCCAGCCCCCUUCGUGUCACAUGGCAAUUAUCACCGCUAUUACCAAGCCUAAGUACUCAGAAAAUGUGACGUAAUGGACCUUGAACAAUACCUUCCAUUAGAGUUGUACAAUAACAAUUUGAAAGUACAAAAACCCACAGAUAUCUCUAUCUUCACAGCUUGUUCUCACCCGAUUCAAGUGCUUAGGGUAUUUUGGUCAUUCUGAUGACAACAGUGGGUUAAUGCUAGGAAUUAAGAAAUUAUGAAGCCGUGUCAACGGUUUGUACCUUAAAGUACAUAAUCCUUAACAAUCCUGCGUAAACAGAUCAAAAAGGAUGGAUUUGGGAGGCGGAAUGUUUACACAGGAUGACCUUAUCACGGAACUUAAGCUUCACAACAAAUCAGUGUUGCUAGUAGGCGAGAAAAAUACCACGCAGGGGAAGACUGGUCUCCGUUUGGCGCAACUUGAAAUGGACUUCAAGACCAGUAAUGUGUCGGCACCACGAUUCAGAAUACGACGACAAAGGAGUCGUACUUUGCCGUUAAUUGAGGAUGUCAGUGUGAACGGUGGCGCAGCGGUGAAAAAGAAACCAGUUCGGUUGACAAAGUCAUUGAACUUCCUAGACGAAAAUGAAGCCAGGCGAAGUCAUACUUCUAGAAGAAGAACUUAUACAUCCGGAGCUAUAUCUAAAGAUGUCACAUUUUCUAAAAAUAUGACUGCAAGGGCAUUGGCGUCAAGUAGUACGAGCUCUAUGAUGGAAAAAACGCGUGACUCGCGAUUAUAUGACCGCCGACACACUCUUAUAUCAUCUAAACGCAACUCACUGGAUGUACCGCAUGAAAGAAAAAGCUCCAUUGGUUUUGGUAGCCGCAAAUCAAUAUCAAACGGGGACAGAAACGCGCUAUUUACUAUUGUUAAGGCGCGCUCACUAGCACUAAAAUGGUACGGCGGCGGUUCUCGAAAAGAAAGAAGGAAAGCUCCGAGUAAAGUUCUACCUACAAUCGGUGAUACCGCCAAAAUUUCGCUGUGUAAAGCAAAAUGCAGUCCUCAAUUUGCUGAAGUGGUGCAACAUCUACAAAAUGACACUGAAGAUCUGGAAGAAAAAUUAGAAAUUCUAUCGCUUGAAUAGUGCGUUUUGAAAAAAAAAAACGCGCAAGGAAGGCUCGAGAAUGACAUAAAUACAAAUAUGUCUUUCAUCGGCUCAUCUUUAGCUGUCGUUGUACUAAUACAAAAUUUGAUGCGACGAAGUCUAUAAAGUGUAAAAUAAUUGCUAACAAUAUAGAGCCUUUGCAAGCUAGUUUAUUUAUUUCCCUAAAAGACAACAAAUAUCCAUAUAUUGCAAAUUGGAUACUGGAAACAAUACAGGCAGCAUUCUUAGCUCAGUUGUUUUUUAGUUAAACAUUCAUAAAGAUGAAAGCGAAUGCAAUUUUAAGAAUAUAGCAGCUUUAACUUGUAUAAAAGUAAAAUAUGUAUAUACAUUAAAAUUUAGUAAUCAACACUUUUGGAAGAUUUAUUAUUUGAUGUACGAGAAACUUCCUUGGCAACAAAAUAUAUAAAAACACGUUUCAGCA